Molecule: messenger RNA, 840 nt
Organism: Tachysurus fulvidraco (yellow catfish)
Lineage: Eukaryota; Metazoa; Chordata; Actinopteri; Siluriformes; Bagridae
Product: SLAM family member 5-like
Exons: 4
Coding region: 131-790 (219 amino acids)
Source: RefSeq, a predicted model, not a curated record
ACAAGAUGGCAAUGGCAAUGCAGCUUGUCUUCUUUCUCUACAUGUUGGUCACCAUCACAGAUCAAAGUUCACCCUAAAUGAAGACCAACACAAUCAUAACUUCCUCCAUCUGAGGAGGAAGCUCUCGUACAUGAUGGCGCUGGUGAUGCAGCUGGUCUUCUUUCUGUCCGUUUGGGUCUCAGUUACAGUGUGUGAUGAUGUUUUUAAGCUGGUUAACAGUUCUGUUCAACUGGACAUACAAGAACAUUUGGAUAAGUCCUUUUUCUUUCUUUUGUGGACAUUUAACAAAAGCAUUGCCAUUGUGACCUAUAGUGGAAAUCCCCCAACUAGAGAAAAUGAAAGAUAUAAAGACAGGGUGAAAUUUGAUGAGGAAACCUAUGGUCUGACACUGAAGAGCUUACAGAAGAGUGAUAGUGGAAUCUAUGCAGCAAAAGCAGUUGGGGAAAAGGAAGUAAUUGUUGCUACGUACCAAUUACAUGUGUUGGAUCCAGUGCAGAAACCAGUCCUUACUGCUUCUCUCCAAAGUAAUGACAACUGCAAUGUGACUCUCACCUGUGAAGUUCAGAAGCUCUCAGUAACCUCUCACUGCUACAAUGAUACUUGUGAUAUGAGGGAAAAGAAAACAUCUGGAGACAUGUUUCCUUUCCUCUCACUGUAUGUUAGUAACAACUUCAUCAUUUGUAAUCAUAGCAACCCAGUGAGCUGGAAAAAUACAACUAUGGAGAUAAAACAUGUGAAACAACUCUGCCCUAAUGAAGGUGUAAGCAUGUACACAUACUGCCUGGUCUAAAUGUAAAUGUAAGAGAAUGUACCUUCUAUAAUAAUGUUAGCUAUGCUGUU